Messenger RNA from Pseudoliparis swirei, 1534 nucleotides. It is a transcript of the gene dync2li1, whose product is annotated as dynein, cytoplasmic 2, light intermediate chain 1. Gene Ontology annotation, molecular function: dynein heavy chain binding. The coding region runs from base 78 to 1352 and encodes 424 amino acids. Gene Ontology annotation, cellular component: axoneme; ciliary basal body; cytoplasmic dynein complex. NCBI's taxonomy places the organism in Eukaryota, Metazoa, Chordata, Actinopteri, Perciformes, Liparidae. The transcript has 12 exons. The record is from RefSeq and is a predicted model, not a curated record. Gene Ontology annotation, biological process: intraciliary transport involved in cilium assembly; intraciliary retrograde transport.
ACGAGGUUCCGUCAUUGUUAGCGAGCUGUUAGCUGUUAGCUUUUCAAGUUCUCAAACUUGGUUACAUAUUAAAUGUGAUGUCAAAAAUAAGCUCAGACACGCUGUGGGAGCAAGCGGCGGCGGAGGUCCACAGCCGAGAGGCUGCAGGUGGGGAAGAGGACCGAGGAGAGGCGGUCAGCGAGAGGACCGUGUUUCUAAUGGGGAGCAAGGCCGGGGGUAAAACGGCCAUUCUCCACAGAUGCCUCGACAGGGAUGAACCAUCCAAGCCAACUCUGGCGCUGGAGUACACCUUUGGCAGACGGGCCCGAGGACACAGCACACCCAAAGACAUAGCCCACCUAUGGGAACUGGGAGGAGGGACCUCUUUGUCAGACCUGGUCCAGAUCCCCAUCAGUGCCGUCAGCAUCAGCUCUCUCUCUGUCAUCCUCAUUCUGGACCUGUCUAAACCCAACGCCCUGUGGGGAACCAUGGAAAAGCUGCUGCAGGCAGCACAAAAUCAGUUUGAGAAAGUCUCUUCACAGGCCCAACAAGCACAGAAAGCCAAGCACCAGACGCCUGUUCAGCCAGCAGCCCGCGUGUUCCCUAAAGACUAUCCUGUAAGACCUCAGCUCUUUACACUCGCUAUCAUAUCAGAUCAUCUUUUCUUCAGUCCAGGACAACACAAAGUAGCAUAUUUUAACUUCCUACAAAAUGCACAAUCUUUAGACUGUCAGGAUAUAUAUGCCUCAUUUAAAUGUAAAAAGACAACAUUGCUAACAAACAUUGUAAAAACCAGCUAUCAUCAAAUGAAUGUUCAUCAACAGGACAGAGAGCUGAUCAGUCCCUUUCCUGUUCCUCUGCUGAUUAUUGGCAGUAAAUAUGAUAUCUUUCAGGAAUUUGACUCUGACAAGAGGAAAGUUGUUUGUAAAACACUGCGUUUUAUUGCCCACUACUACGCGGCUUCUCUUAUCUUCACAAACAUCAAGUCGGAGAGCUUAAUGUCAAAAACCAAGAGCUUCUUCUCCCACCUGGCUUUCGGUAUGGAAAGAGGGAAAACUGUGUCCUGUGACUCCACAAAGCCACUCGUCAUUCCAGCAGGCUCUGACUCCUUCAGCCAAAUAGGUUCCCCUCAUACUACUGAUGUGGACAUUACAUCUCUGCAUGCCAAAAACCCAAAGGACCUCUGGAAGAAAGUCUACGAACGUGUCUUCCCCCCAGAGAAUACCAGUGAGCAGAGGGAAUUAAGGGAUCCAGCCAAAGACCCACAGUACAGUGAGCUUCAGAUUGAUGCCAUGAGAGCCCAGAAAGACCAGGAGUUGGAGCAGUAUAAGAGGAAUGCUUCUCAGUCAUGGAAAGGACUGGAGCUGACCUAAGAGCCAACCAGCUUUAUGGUCACACACACACACACAACAUAUUAUAUCAAUGUAAAUACAGUGUACACUUUGCUUUAUUUAUUUCCUCUUGUAGCAUUGUGUCUAUUUUAAACAAAACAAAACCACUUGUAUACUGAUGAUAAAAUGUUCUCUGAAAAAAAUAAACAAUUUUACAAUAAGCA